AUGUUCCUAAACAAUGACGAAUCACUGAACAAAUCAAAUCAAAUCAAAUCAAAUCAAAUCAAAUCAAAUCAAAUCAAAUCAAAUCAAAUCAAUAUUAUAGAUUUAAUGCUUGAUUUCGACAAGAUUAGCGAGAAUGGAAGAAACAUCUAUAAAUCAAAUCAAAUCAAUCAAACUAUACUCGAAAUUGAUUUCGAUCGAACAUAUCGGAAUAACCAAGAUAGUUUGACAUUUCGAAGAUUUGGAAUAUCUAAAUACUAUCAAUAUUCAAUAUUCAGAAAUACUUGCCAAUGUCACUACACGAGGAUUAUAGAAGCUAAAUCCAACAGAUGUUAUUGA
Molecule: messenger RNA, 336 nt
Organism: Blastocystis hominis
Lineage: Eukaryota; Bigyra; Opalinata; Blastocystidae
Exons: 1
Coding region: 1-336 (111 amino acids)
Source: RefSeq, a predicted model, not a curated record